Messenger RNA from Triticum aestivum (bread wheat), 1585 nucleotides. RefSeq lists its product as uncharacterized. The coding region runs from base 113 to 1012 and encodes 299 amino acids. The record is from RefSeq and is a predicted model, not a curated record. The transcript has 3 exons. Lineage: Eukaryota; Viridiplantae; Streptophyta; Magnoliopsida; Poales; Poaceae.
AAGAGGUCUCGGGGUCGCGAGAAUAGAGAGAUACCCUAAUCUGCAAUUCCUUCCUAUCUCGCGACGCCACCAGAUCCCCCAAAAUCCCCACCAAAAUCGGAAACCCGUCGUGAUGGGCGACGCCGCCAAUACCUCCCGUCGGCGUCGGCUGGCCUCAAUUCUCCUCUCCCGGAAACCGCGUUUCACCGACAGCACGAACGAGACCACGGCCACAGUCGUAUCCAGGGAUGGCUUCACCAUGAAGGUCUCCUUCUGUAUGGCCGACCCACCGCAGCUGUCCAUCUUCUCCAUCCACUGCUGCAGACCCCCUCAUCUGCAAGACCGCCCGUAUUCCGAGUUCUCAGAUUCGCCACACGUCGUCGGCGUCGGCGCGGAGGGCCGUUUCAUCCUGUUCCGCGCCGCCUUCAACGGCCACUACGCAUCUGAAUAUUUCCUGUACAAGGCCGGUGAGUCGCCGUUGCUUGACCGUAUUCCUUCUCCCGACGAGUAUUAUGAUAACGACCGCGAUGACCUGCGCGGGGUCAGGGAGUUCGGUGUCCUGCAGCUCGGCAGCUGCUAUCUCGUGGCCGCUCUCUGCCUCGCGCCGUCGUCGGAUGACUAUCACCUUCAAAUCUACUCGUCCGAGAGGAAGUCAUGGAGCACUAGGACACUGCCCAAUCCAUGUCCUGGGGUCGACAGGAUUAGACCCGACAAGGUGAUCACGCUUGGAGAAGAAGGCUUGCUAGGGUGGGUUGAUUUGUCACACGGCCUGCUGAUGUGCGACCUGCGUCAAGAUCAUGCAAGGUUCAUCCCGUUGCCCGAGCCGUUGCCUGGGAACAGAUACAAACUAAAAUGUCACAUCCCCCCUCCUCAAGCAAAGAGAAGAAAGAAACUAGAGGGGAAUCUCACCCAAAUCUCUGGUGGUUUCGGGAUCUCGCAUAUGUUGAUGGCGUGCUCAAGUUCAUUGAGAUGGAGAAUCUUGCUCCUGAAAGCCAGAGCGACAAGGAUGAUGUUAUCUACGAUUCGGACUUGAUCAUGUCGCUCGAGGGCAAAGCCGUGGAUUGGCAUUGCAAGCAGCUGUCCUUUGGGGGUGCCUGGAGGGCUGUGACAUGGACUCGGACAGUUUCGUCCAACUGUUGGCGCCAGACAUGUGCUGCCAAUGUCGCUGACAUCUUGGUUGUCGACGGAUCAGCGCAUUCAUCUUUGUUGCCCGGGCUAAAGGGCGAAAAGUUGACAUUCAGGGACCUCUACUCAGCUUUCCCCAUCCUGAGCCCGGAUGGUGACGAUAUUCUUUAUCUCAAAUCUGUGCUGGAACCCAGCAUUCAGGAUGGAUGGGUCGCCGAUGUUGACUUGGGAAACAAGGCAGUGAAAGCAAUUGGAAAGUAUUAUCUUCCGGAUGAUUUUUAUUACGAACUUCGCUAUGACCCUCAACAUCCUUUCUUUGCCUGUACAUUGUCCCGCCAUCUGGAUAUGACUCGAGGCACUGAAGUCUCAGCGUGUCGCAAGAUCCCAGAGGAGGCUAGCAGCUCUGCAAAUCAUCCAAGCAACUCCUCAAUCUGUGUGGGUGAGCUCAAUUCCUGCGAGCCAAGGUGCAAAAUCCAAAGGC